Molecule: messenger RNA, 1996 nt
Organism: Prunus mume (Japanese apricot)
Lineage: Eukaryota; Viridiplantae; Streptophyta; Magnoliopsida; Rosales; Rosaceae
Product: cyclin-T1-4-like
Biological process (GO): regulation of transcription by RNA polymerase II
Molecular function (GO): cyclin-dependent protein serine/threonine kinase regulator activity
Source: RefSeq, a predicted model, not a curated record
GUUGUUGCUGACCUUCUUAUACCUGACCAAAUUAUAAAGCUUCUCACUUUCGUUUGGGUUUUAACUUCUUUGGGCUCUCUUCUCUCUUGUCUACUCCUUUACGCUUUCCUUCUCCCAAACCCUAAUUGCGAUCGUAUCCACCGCGGUUUCAGAUCUCCAUCGCUGCCGAUCAGGAGCAAUGUCUUUUACACGUAACUUCCGCUCCCAAGGGGGCACUGCUGGUGAUGAAUAUUGGCCCUCAUUCAGUAGAAACGACUUCAAAAACUUCAACAACUGCAAAAACUUCAACAACUUCAACCACUGCAACAACAACUGGAACAGGAGCAGAAGCAAUAGUUUCUCUAGGAAUUUUAACAACUUCCAUAAUUACAUGGGCAAUUAUAGGGAGCAUACUGACUAUUCUAAUUAUUCCAAGCCUGACAGUGCUCCAUCGUUUAAGAGGAGAAAAUUUUCAGCUUCUACGUGGGGUGAUGGUGCGAGACACUAUCUUCCUGCCAACACAUAUGACUUUGCCCCGUCUAUCUACAAUAACUAUGUGCCUCACACAAGGUCCAAUGGUGAUGCCUCUACAUCUACUACCGGUAAACGUGACCGCUCAAAAUUAGAGGAGGAUGAACUGGCCUUUAUGUCAAGGGAUGAGAUUGAGAGACACUCCCCAUCUAGAAAAGAUGGUAUAGAUGCAGUGCGUGAAGCACAUUUGCGAUACUCAUAUUGUUCUUACCUUCAGAAUCUUGGAUUGCGGCUUGAUUUGCCACAAACUACUAUCGCUACUGCAAUGGUUCUCUGCCAUCGGUUUUUUGCUCGGCGAUCACAUGCUUGCCAUGAUAGAUUUUUGAUUGCUACCGCUGCUCUUUUUCUUUCUGCAAAGUAUGAGGAGACACCACGCCCUUUGAAUAAUGUGUUGAGAGCGUCUUGUGAGAUUUUCCAUAAGCAAGAUUUCAGUUUCUUGUCCUAUAUGCUUCCUGUUGACUGGUUUGAGCAGUAUCGGGAACGGGUGACUGAUGCCGAGCAAAUGAUACUGACCACUUUAAAUUUUGAACUCGGUGUGCAGCAUCCAUAUGAUCCUCUUACGUCUAUUCUUAACAAAUUAGGCCUUUCACAAACUGUUUUGGUGAAUCUGUCCUUAAGCUUGGUCAGUGAAGGGAUGUACACAAGAUUAGCGUUGAUCACCUGUAUGAUAUUCUUAGCUGGCGGAUUGAUAUGCUGUUCAUGGAAACUUUUUGAUUUACUUCUGAAGUUGAACUGCCGAUAUGUUGUGGAUGAAUUUUCAUAAUAUGCCCCAUCAACUUGGUCAUUGGCUAUUGAAUAUAGCCACAGAACCUCCAUAGCCAUUUUCACUAUUUUCUUUUAACAUUCUGGUGGAGUUUAUUCAGAAAGAGUCCUCUAAAGUCCUGCUUACAAACAUACAGUUUGUGAGACAGGGCUUUUUGUGUUCUAGGUUUUGGAGGAAGACCAUUCACUAGGCAAGGAUUUAUUUUGUUGUGCUUGGUAGCCCUUCCUGUCCUUGAGGCAUUUUUACGAACACCUCCAAUGACUUUGCCUACUAACAACAAGCGGUUGACCAGAUAUCUAGGGGUUGCUUUAGGUUUAACGGAGGCUAUGAUAAGUGUUUUCUUUCUGCAUCGGUUUUGAAAGUUAUGAAUUUUUUUUUUCCUUAUAACCUUUUGCACAAAUCAGAUAGUACACUGGGUUUGCACUCUGAGUGUUCUAAUUUUUCUUCCUUCUUGAGUAUCAGGGCUUCAAUCUGAUUUCAGUUUCGACCAAACGCUUUCUGAUGGAAGUUUAAACCUUGGCCCAAGAAUUGCAAAUUGUUGUAGAAAUGUUGCUAGUGAUGCAUGUGUCUCAGGAGCUUGUGUGGGUUCUGGCUGACUUAGAUGUUUUGUUGUUUUUAGUUUUGGGUUCUUUUUCCCAGUACAGAAUGGAAUGGGAGGCCUUAAAAUAUUGACAUUCAUCUACCCUCUCCCCCAAAGGAAGAAAAGAAAAUAGAAAAAAAAAA